This is a messenger RNA of Osmerus eperlanus (European smelt), 4342 nucleotides long. RefSeq names its product arrestin, beta 2b (gene arrb2b). Gene Ontology annotation, molecular function: angiotensin receptor binding. NCBI's taxonomy places the organism in Eukaryota, Metazoa, Chordata, Actinopteri, Osmeriformes, Osmeridae. The transcript is spliced from 14 exons. Gene Ontology annotation, cellular component: cytoplasm. Gene Ontology annotation, biological process: G protein-coupled receptor internalization; positive regulation of ERK1 and ERK2 cascade; signal transduction. The coding region runs from base 221 to 1453 and encodes 410 amino acids. The record is from RefSeq and is a predicted model, not a curated record.
GUUCUGACAGGUUCAGAGAAGAAAGGUCUCCGUUGGAAAAGCUGCGGAAACGGGGCUAACUUGUCUCGAGGAGCGAGUGGUAGAAGCGUCUUCUCCGGUCGAGAGAGGGAGCGAGGGAGAGCGAGAAAGAGAGAGAGGAGCAAGGAUCCAUCAGUUCACAAAAUCUGCCCGCUUUCAGACGACUAUUCCGUUAGGACACUGUGACAGAAGGCCUAUAGUGAUGGGCGACAAGGCGGGGACCAGAGUCUUCAAGAAGUCUAGCCCCAACUGCAAGCUCACAGUAUAUCUGGGAAAGAGAGACUUUGUCGAUCACCUGGACCAUGUAGACCCAGUUGAUGGAGUGUUGCUUAUAGAUCCGGAGUACUUAAAAGACAGGAAAGUCUUCGUGACCCUGACCUGUGCGUUCCGGUACGGCCGAGAGGACCUGGACGUGCUGGGCCUGUCGUUCCGGAAGGAUCUGUACAUCUCCACGUUCCAGGCGUUCCCCCAGCUGCCGGAGGAGAAGCUCCCGCUGAGCCGCCUGCAGGAGAGGCUGCUGAAGAAGCUGGGCCAGCACGCCCACCCCUUCAACUUCACUAUCCCCCAGAACCUGCCCUGCUCUGUAACCCUUCAGCCGGGCCCUGAGGACACUGGGAAGGCGUGCGGCGUGGACUUCGAGGUGCGAGCGUUCUGCGCCAAAACAGUCGAGGAGAAGAUCCACAAGAGGAACUCUGUGCGCCUGGUGAUCAGGAAGGUGCAGUAUGCUCCAGAGAAGCCGGGGCCUCAGCCCAUGGUGGAGACCACCCGCAGCUUCCUCAUGUCCGACCGCUCCCUGCACCUGGAGGCCUCGCUGGAUAAGGAGCUCUACUACCACGGAGAGCCAAUCAGCGUGAACGUCCAUGUCACCAACAACUCCACCAAGACAGUGAAGAGGGUCAAGAUAUCCGUACGCCAGUAUGCUGAUAUCUGUCUGUUCAGCACCGCUCAGUACAAGUGUCCUGUAGCCCAUUCAGAGACUGAUGACCAGGUGUCCCCCAGCUCUACGUUCUGUAAGGUGUAUACCCUCACCCCCACGCUGACCAACAAUAGGGAGAAGAGAGGGCUGGCCCUGGACGGCAAACUGAAACACGAGGACACCAACCUGGCCUCCUCCACCAUAGUGAAAGACGUGUCUAAUAAGGAGGUCCUGGGAAUCCUGGUGUCCUACAGAGUCAAGGUCAAACUGGUGGUGUCCCGCGGAGGGGAUGUCUCUGUGGAGCUGCCCUUCGUUCUGAUGCACCCCAAACCCUCUGACCAACCCCCCUCCAGGCCACAGUCAGCUGUUCCAGAAUCAGAUGCCCCAGUGGACACCAACCUGAUAGAGUUUGAGACCAAUAAUUUCUCUCAGGAUGAUGAUUUUGUGUUCGAGGACUUUGCGCGUCUGCGGCUGAAGGGAAUGAAGGAUGACAAGGAUGAGGAUGACCACUUCUGCUAGCUCUCCCUCCCCCAAUACCAGACACCCAACCUGGGCUUGAGGGGCUAGGAGAGUCCCUGGUCUCAACGGCCUACAGCACAUCCCCGUUCUCUCAUCCCUCUUCUUCUCUUCCUCUCUCUCCCUCCUCAUCUCAUGUCCUCCUUUCUUCUCAUCUCUCCUCCUCUCCUCUCAUCUUCUCUUUUCUCUCAUCUUCUCCUCUCUUCUCUCUCAUCCUCUCUUCUCCUCUCUCCUCUCCUCUCAUCCUCUCCUCUCUCUCAUCCUCUCCUCUCUUUUCCUCUCAUCCUCUCCUCUCUCUCCUCUCAUUCUCUCCUCCCUUUUCCUCUCCUCUCAUCCUCUCAUCCUCCUCUCCUCUCUUUUCCUCUCAUUCUCUCCUCUCAUCCUCUCCUCUCUCUCAUCCUCUCCUCUCCCUACUCCUCUCUCCCUGCCUUCUUUCUCUAAACCCAGGGUCAGAAACAGAGAACAAAUGAAUGAAAGAGAGAGAAAGUGGGGCAGAAGUGAAGGGAGAGAUGGAGAGAUCUGGGGGAAAAAGCCGUCCAACAUCGUUAGGUAUAUAUUCUAUGUUUGGAUCCGUAGAUUCAGGGUUGAUUGUGUUUGUGAGGUCUCAGUGGAGGUGGAGCAGAUGUUGGCUAUGAUGUCAGAACCAUGUUAAAUCUCUCUCUCUGCACAACUACUUAUAGGGAACACAAGCAUAGGGUUUAUGCAAUUAUUAUUGUCGUCAUGUUUUUCCUUCUUGAUUAAUGAUGAUUGAUUUGACUAUGGCACUUCUCCCUACACACACACACACACGACUACCUUAUCUAUUAUGUUGUUUAUCUAUUACGGUGUGAACAGUGACUGUGUCCAUGAAGUAGAGGUGUGCGUUUAGAUACCAUCUUACAGGCAGAGGUGUGUUUUGCGUCCAUAAACGAGAUGCGUGUGUCAGUGGGCCUGCAGUGUGGCGUUGUGGGCUUGUAGAAGGACAGGAAGGACGUGGGCGUACGCGCACACACGCUAAUGCCAGGGGAUGGAGCUGGGUGUCAUGGCGCCCCCUGGUGUCAGGUAGAGGAAGUGCUGCUCUGUGUGUCGGGUUCAGGGAUAGGACUGCUGUAUAUUUGAUGUAGAAGUCCCGAAAUAUAUUGGAUUGUAAGCACAGAUCUGGGGUCAGGUGAGAUGUGAUCCUAGGUCGGUCUGUAAAAGGCAUAGUUUGGUUCUGUGUCUCUCCUACUAUAAGUCUUAUAUAGUUUGGUCUUAUAUAGAGUUUUGAAACCAGCAUUGUUAUUUUCCUCCUAAAAUCUAUAUAGAGACAGAUCUUAGGACACGAAUCAAGUGGAAGGAGGGCAAAUAUAUAUAUAUAUAUUAUUUUUGUUGUUAUAUUCUCCAGAGAUAUACUUAAUUCAAAUGUUGUCGUUACUUGUCCUUUUAUGGGUGAAAAACGACAUUGUUGUAUUUUGCGUGGUAAAGAAUCAGGUGAUGAUGAUGAUGAUGAAGACCCUGCUGUAGGCUCGUCUGCUGUAGAUGUUCUGCCACUCGGUCAUGGACGUGGGAAGCCGGUCUUAGUACACAGCUCUCGCUCCAGUCUGUUAAACGAAAGGAAAAGGCCAAACAUGCAGGAAGGAAGAUCUGAAUCCAUUGCAGAGACUGUCGCUUGGCUUGGACUUUCAGAUCGGUUGUCAACUAGUUUAGUCUGAUUUACUAUAUACUACUAUAUAUAUACUAUAUUUUUCCUUCUUCUCUCUGUUGGUUCGUUGCGGCACACAGAAUAAGAGAGUACACAGACACUUCCUGUUUCUCCAUACACUGUUUUAUCUUCUUUUUAUUCCCGUACCAGGGGCGUAGCCAGUCCCCCCCAGGUCCCCUUGGCUACGCUGUCCCGUACACAUCAGGGUCUAGCACCAAAACAAAACCCUCAAAUAGAAACUCUAGCAAUUCUGUUUCUAGACUUCAUAGGUUUGGAUCGGGUACCCCUCCUCCUACCCCCCUCCUACCCCUCCCUUCUCCAGGGCUUCUCGUCCUGUAGGGCCGAGUCGUCUGGGUACCCCUCAGACGUUUUUGUUCAAAGACAAGAAUGUAUUUUUUAUCGUGUGCAGCCUGAAUUCAACUUCUGUAAAUUCCAUUUGUCCGUCCGUCCGCCAGUGUUUAAACACGGUUUUAAAGAAUCUGUCGUUUAGUGUGACACGGCUCGUGUGCUAGCAAUGUUAGCAGGUGACGAGAAACUGUAGAUCUUCUGAGGCAUCAACAACAUCGCGAAACGUAACGUCACACGCCGACGUCACAGUCUGUAUGUUCAUAUUGUGAUUGGAUGCAUGGCAUGGCAUUCUUACAAUGCACUGGCAACAAUAUGAAAACGUUGUGACUAAUAAUUGUGAUAGACCUUUUUAGAACUCCAAAACACAGGAGACGUCCCAUGUAAAUGUUCUUAUAUUGGAUUAUUUUUAUGUUAAAAAAAAUGUUAAUCAGAUUGUCUCCCCCGUUCUGUCAAGUCAAGUGCAGAAAUGUUUUGAUUUUGUUCCCUUCCAUCUUAGUUGAGGUAUCCAUGGAAACGCACGCCAUCACGUCAUAGUAGACUGCCGUGUUCCAAGUCUAUUUUACUAGAUUUUUUUUAUCUAAAGGACAAAUUUAAGCUACUACAACUAUUACUACUAAACAUGCGAUUCAUAGAAUGAUACUUCAGUGCUACCUGGUAAUUUAAUUAAUUCACAGAUACGAUGAGAAAAAGUAUAUUGUUAUCGAGGAAAGAUGUAUAAGCAAUAUGUUAUUUUAGUCAAUAAAACUGAAAAAAAACGUAAAUGAAAAAAGUACAAUAUUUUAAAAUGUUACUCAGAAAAAAACAAACAUUGGAAAAUAUAUGUUGCUUCUUUAUUUUGUACUGCAUUUUAGAAAAUUAAAAAAUAUGAAAAAACUGUUAACAUA